This is a messenger RNA of Adineta steineri, 843 nucleotides long. NCBI's taxonomy places the organism in Eukaryota, Metazoa, Rotifera, Eurotatoria, Adinetida, Adinetidae. The record is from the annotation of a GenBank genome assembly.
AUGGCAUUAAAAUUAUCAUGUUUAUCAAAAAAACGAAAACGUGAUUAUUUAACAUAUAAUGAUAUAAUCAAAUCAUUUUCUAAUUUAAAUAAUCGUUUUAAAGCAAUACUUGAAAAUUAUUCACAUAAUAUUAAUCUUGAAAUAGAUAAAAAUAUUCCAAAAUCUAUUCGUUUAUUAAAAAUAACAUUAAAUUCUCAAUUAGAUUUAUUUAAUUCAUUAAAAACAAAUCAAUUCUUAUCACUUCGCUCAUUAACAAUAUCGAAUUUACGUUAUAAUGAAAUCAAUCAUAUAUUAAAUAGCAUUCCAUCAACACAAUUAGAAUAUAUUUAUAUUGGAAUAUGUGUUAAUGAUCAAAAAGAAGAUUUUUCAAAAGUUUUAUCAUCAUUACAAAUUCUCAGUUUAACUCAAUAUCGAUUAAAAUGUUGUCGAUUUAAAGAUCAAUUUUCAAUUCCUAUUCAAGAUUUACCUGAAAAAUUUCCUCAACUGGAACAUUUACAAAUCAAAUCAUGUAAAAAUUUUUCUUAUCUUUCACAAAUUCUUAAUCGAACAGAAAAAAUCAGAUCAAUUGAUGUUUCAAUAAGAGAAUCUUGUCAACAAACAUUAGUCAUAUCAAAUCAAUAUUAUUUAACAUACCUGAUUCUUCGUCCAUUUCAUGAAUGUACAAUCGAUGAAUUAAAUCAUUUUAUUCAAAGACGUUGCUUUUAUUUAAAAAAAUUAAUCAUUCAAAUAUAUGUGUAUACAGUUAAUCAACCAAAAUUACUUAAUAUUAAUAAAUAUCAAUGGAUAAAUAUAUUUCCAAAACAACUAAAUUAUUUCUAUUUAAAAUCAAUUCCAACUGCAUAA